CGUGCAUUCACACUCAAUCUUUUCUUCCUUUUUUUUGCCAUCGUCACUUGUCUGCUGGACUGAUCGCUCAAGAUGGCAGAAGAGAUCAAAAUAGACUCAAAAGCAUUCUUCAAACGUGCUUCAUCAAUCUUGGCAAGUUUCAAGGAUGCAGGAUCACCGGAGGAUGAACGAUUAAAUCGAUGCGAUGCAGUUUCUGUCCUUAUGGGUGGACAGAAUGAAGAAGUUACAUACUCAAAAACACUUUCACUGCAUACAUGGUUGCUCGGAUACGAAUUCCCUUCCACUUUGAUCGUCUUUACGAAGGAGAGCAUCAUCUUUGUCACAAGCGCCACUAAAGCAAAAUAUCUUGAGCCUUUCGUAUCCAACAAAGAAGGUAUCAAAGUUGAAAUCUUGAAAAGAUCAAAAAAUGAUGAUGAAAACAAAGCAAUUUGGAACGAUGUUAUAAAAAAGAUUACAGACCAAGGAAAGCGAAUCGGCAGUUUCACCAAAGAAACACAAAUCGGAAAAGUAGCAGAUGAAUGGAAAGCAGCACUGGAGGAGGCCAGAGCCAAAGAAGGCCUGGAAGAGGUCGAUGUAGGUGCAGCUUUCAGCGCAAUUUGGGCUUCGAAAGAUGAAGAAGAGCAGAAAUACUUAAAGACUGCCUCUAGAAUGUCCAGUGGUAUCAUGUCCAAAUAUUUCGUCGAUGAAAUGUCAACGACCCUGGAUGAUGACAAAAAGGUCUCCCAUGAAAAGCUGGCUGCAAGAGUUGAAGACAAAUUGGAAGACAAGGCUCUAUGGAAGAAGGUACGAAACUUGGAGUCUGCUGAUUUGAGUCUUGCAGAUUGGUGUUAUACCCCAAUCAUUCAAUCAGGCGGUGUGUACGAUUUACGCACUUCAGCGCAGUCGAAUUCAAACCGAUUAGAGGGUGCCAAUGGUGGAGGAGUAAUCCUUGCCAGUAUGGGAUUGAAGUACAAAAGUUAUUGCAGCAACAUCGGACGUACCUGGUUGAUCGACCCACACAAAACCCAACAAAAGACUUACACAACGCUCAUUGAACUACAGCACGAGAUCGCAGAAAAGUUCUUGCGAGCUGGUGAGACAUGUAAAUCAGUCUAUGAUCAGGCUGUGGAAUCACUGCGAGCAAAGAAUUCCAGCUUGGUCGAUCACCUUACAAAGAACAUUGGUUUUGCAACAGGCUUGGAAUUUCGCGACAGCACAUUUGUCCUUUGGCCCAAGAAUACCCGCAAGAUCAAACAAGAUAUGGUGUUCAACCUUGUCGUUGGCUUUGACGGUCUAGACGAUCCUGCACACCCCGGCAAAAAGUACUCUCUUCUUGUGAUUGACACCGUGCGAGUGACCAAUGGUGCUGCCGUUUUCCUGACAGAUCGCGUUGCAGCAGCAAGUGAAUCGAUCUUUUUGAAAGAUGACAGUGAUGAGGACGAGAAAGCAGAUGCCAAGUCAUCGACGAAGAAGAAGCAGGCACAUGUUGAUGGUUUAGAGGCAGGCGGCAAAGUGCUACGAAAUCGAACUCGCACUGAUGCGAUGGACACAAAUUCAGCUGACAAAUUUGCAAAACAUCAAAAAGAACUCGCUAUACAGAAGCAAGAGGAUGGCCUUAGCCGAUUCGCUGAUCAAGAUGGUGAAGGAUCGGAAGAGCGCGGAAAGACUUUCAAGAAGUUUGAAAGUUAUAAGAAGGAUCAUAUGGUCCCUAAUAAGACUGCAGAUUUGCGCAUCUUUAUUGAUCACAAAGCUCAAACGAUCUUCCUGCCCAUUUACGGAUUCUCAGUGCCAUUCCACAUCAACACUCUCAAAAAUGUUUCCAAAAGCGAUGAGGGCGAUUACACUUACCUUCGAUUCAACUUUAUCGCACCUGGACAGAUUGCCGGGAAGAAGGAAGAUGUCCCAUUCGAGAAUCCAGAUGCGACAUUUGUUCGAUCAAUGUCAUUCCGAUCCAGUGAGACUUCUCACUUUAGCGAACUUUAUCAUGAUAUUUCUGAAUUGAAGAAAUUGAAAACAAAAGAAGAAGCUGAAAAGAAGGAAUUGGCAGAUGUUGUAGAGCAAGAUAAAAUCGUUCUCAACAAAGGUCGUGUACAGACAUUAUCCGAUGUCUUCCCACGUCCUGCAUUGGAAGGCAAACGUGUGCCCGGUGGACUUGAAAUUCAUCAAAACGGUCUCAGAUUUGCAUCACCUAUCCGCCCAGAUCAGAAGAUUGACGUUCUUUUCAACAAUGUCAAACAUCUGUUUUACCAGCCUUGCGACAAUGAAUUGAUCGUGCUCAUUCAUGUGCAUCUCAAAGCACCUAUCAUGGUUGGAAAGAAGAAGACAAAGGAUGUGCAAUUCUACCGAGAAGCCAGUGACGUUCAAUUCGAUGAAACCGGUAACCGUAAAAGAAAAUACAGAGGAGGAGAUGAAGACGAAAUCGAACUAGAACAAGAAGAAAGAAGGCAAAGACACAUCUUGAACAAAGAAUUCAAGAGCUUUGCAAGUAAGAUUUCUGACGCUUCUGAAGGUCGUUUGACCGUCGACACUCCUUUCCGCGAAUUGGGAUUCAACGGUGUACCGCAUCGUAACAAUGUUCUUUUGCAACCGACAACUGAAUGCUUGGUUCACUUGACUGAUCCACCAUUCUUUGUUACAACACUUUCAGAGAUCGAGAUUGUUCAUUUGGAACGUGUUUCUUAUGGACUGAAGAAUUUCGACAUGGUGAUCAUUAAUAGCGAUUUCUCACAAGCACCAGUUCACAUCAAUUCGAUCGAUGUAAAGAAUUUGGACGCCAUUAAAGAGUACUUGGAUUCUUGCGAUAUUUGCGUUUCUGAAGGACCUGUCAACUUGAAUUGGCCUCAAAUCUUAACACAAAUCAAACAAGAUCCAUACGGAUUCUUUGAAGAUGGUGGAUGGAGCUUCUUAUCGACAGAAAGUGAUUCUGAAGAUAAUGACGAAGAUGCAUCGGCAAGCGGAAGUGAUUUCGGCAAUGAAGUUGGCGAAUCAGACGUUUUCGAUGAUGAAAGUAGCGAAGAUGAAGAGAGUGACUUUGACGAAGAAUCGGAUGAAGGAAGCGGAAGUGAUUUCGAUGAAGAUGAAAGUGAAGGAGAAGAUUGGGAUGAACUUGAACGUAAAGCAAAGAGAGCUGAUGACAAAAAGCGCGAUGAUGCCAGUAGUGAUGAAGAUCGCAAAGGACGUAAAAAAGGAGGCGGUAAACGUCGUUGAGAUUGUAAAUUCCUUAGUUUUCAAUUGUCAUUUCUGUAUCACCUUAAUAGCCAUGGAGUGAAAAACGA
Meira miltonrushii is the source of this 3254-nucleotide messenger RNA. RefSeq names its product putative SPT16-general chromatin factor. Gene Ontology annotation, molecular function: nucleosome binding. Lineage: Eukaryota; Fungi; Basidiomycota; Exobasidiomycetes; Exobasidiales; Brachybasidiaceae. The transcript has a single exon. Gene Ontology annotation, cellular component: FACT complex. The coding region runs from base 73 to 3186 and encodes 1037 amino acids. The record is from RefSeq and is a predicted model, not a curated record. Gene Ontology annotation, biological process: transcription elongation by RNA polymerase II; positive regulation of transcription elongation by RNA polymerase II.